GGCGUUUCCGUACUUAGGCGCCUCGGCUGGGUGUAGCGAGUCAGUUACUGCAAGUUCUUCACUAAACUGCGAUCGCAAGGCUUUGCUCAUCCAAAAUGGAUCUGAAAAACCUACAUUUCGUUUUUGUGUUUUUCGCAGCUAUAGGAUGCUGUGCCGGGCAGCAGCCCAGUCUCGUUAAUGGCAUCAUGGGUGGCACUGUAACUCUACGCAUCUUGAACCCCCCUUCGCCGUUUCCAAGUAUCUUGAAUGCUAUUUGGGCCACCAGCCACGGUGGACAGCGUGUGUCUGUAGCAUCCUCUAUUACUGGGAUCGUGAAGUUCGACCCCACGUAUGACAGCAGGGCAGCUCUGAACAUCACCACAGGGUCCCUGCAGAUCAACAAACUCACGCCGAAGGACUCGGGAACUUAUGAUGUUACUCUGAUUUUUACUGAUGGUAGCAUGCUGACAGAACAAACGGUCCUCAAAGUCUAUGAGCCUGUCGCUGCCGUGUCUGUGACGGCCAAUGUGACCAGCGCCGUUGAGUUCAAUGACACCGUCAGCCUAACCUGCUCGGCCCAGGGCUCCGACCUCUACUUCCAGUGGUUUAACGGCAGUUCUCAGAUCACGCCUAAUGACCGCGUGAGCCUGACCAAUGGCAACGGGACCCUCACCAUCUCCAGCGUCCGGAGGUACGAUCAGGGACCUCUGAUCUGCACGGUGCGGAAUGUCUUCAUGAGCCAGAGUGCAAACAUCACUUUGGACGUCAGCUUUGGACCCGAAAAUAUUUUGGUGACUGCAACUCCUCAAAUAAAACUACAGACCACAGGGUCCAAUGUGACCCUAAACUGCUCAGCUCAGUCCCGUCCUGCUGCAUCAUUCUCCUGGGCUGUCAAUGGAACUGCGCUCAAAGAUGUAGGCCCAGUAUACAAGCUGGAUAAUGUUGCUGCAGACAAAAGUGGCAACUACACCUGCUGGGCCUACAACAGCAAGACGCAGCGGUACACGGCCUCCCAGACCGUGCAGCUCACCAUCCUCGAGAAAAUAUCUAACACUAAGAUCGUGGGCCCAUCGACGCCACUUAUAGCUGGCAAUAGCUCGGCUAACCUGACGUGUCAAACCAAAUCCGGCUCCCUCAACACCAUGGAGUGGCUGAAGGAUGGAAAGCCGCUGGUUCCCAGCAGCUCUGUCACCGUCUCUGCAGAUAAGAUGUCCUUAUUCAUCAGCUCUGUCCAGCGAACAGACCAGGGCGAGUAUCAGUGUAAAGUCACCAAUCCUGUCAGCACAGACACCGCAAGCUACAGAAUGACUGUCACUUACGGCCCGGACAAGGCCCACGUGGAGGGAGUGGGCGCAGUGGAGGUGGGCGCCAGUGUUCACCUCGACUGCGUCGUCGAGUCGGCGCCUGGCUGCAACUUCAGCUGGACGUUCAACGGCACAACAAAAGACGUGACAUCGCCGAAGUACGUCAUAACGAGCACUGCGUACAGCGACACCGGCAUUUACGCCUGCCAGGCCCGGAACGUGGUGACGGGCAUGACCGCCAAGUCCUUGCCCCACAUGCUUGCUGUGAAAGAGAAGGGGACCCUGCCGGAGCCGCUCUCGGGGGGGUCCAUCGCGGGCAUCAUUAUCGGGGUCCUGGUGGCCAUCAUUCUCAUCACCAUCAUCGCCAAAUGCCUCAUGAAGCGCAGGAACUCUCACCUGGAUAUGUGUGCUGGAUCCAGUAAGACAAUUGAAAGGAUCGAAUCACCGUACUAGCAUCAGCGAAUGGGAAAUGGACUGAUGCCUUCCUCAUGUAUGACACUGCCCCCCCACCCCCACCCCCAUCCAAGCCCCGCUACUGCAUUCAGAUGUACGAGUUAAAGGGACCAGGCAGGACUCCUGAUCAAAAAGACGGCCAAAACAGCAAUCAGAAAAUAUCGUUUUCAGCCGUGCAAUAGGCAGAUAUUAACUCCUCCCACUCUUGGGGACCUUCUCUUUGUACCCUUUUUUGAAUGGCACUGAAGGAGUGAAUCUGUGCUGGAGCAGUGGAGCAGCCUGAUUUCACACCUGACUGCCCUGGCUUGCACGUAUUUGCACUGGAAACUGCGAGGCUCUCCCUGUACAUCAAGCCCCCGCAAACAGACGCACGAGCGUCAGCCGCCAGCCAGCAGCGCAGCAGAAUCCAGCCAGCCUCACUCCGUCUGUGCGACCUUUUUAUCAAUGGACUGCCUGUGCCGUAUGCAAGUUACAGCAAAGAUGGCAAGAGUCAGCACGUCUGUUUUGGGUAAAUCAGUAACUCUUGUGGAGGGAGAUUCUGGGUGCCGGUCUUUGAUGUGAACGCUAAAAACAGAAAUGCUUCCAGCAUAGCAAAAAUGUUUAAAAUGGAUCAGUCAAAGCAACCUCUGCAUUUUAAAACCAUGAAAGUCACUGAUACUGUAUGAUAAGCAGGCACGUCAAAUGAAUAUUAAUUUUUAGAAGGUGGUAGGUUAUGUGUAUUUUGUUAAAAAGAAAAAAAAACGUUGUUUUGAGAAAUCUUUUGUUUUAAGGUCAUUUCUGGGUACUGUAUGUUUACUGAAUUCUCCACCAACUGAACUGCUUUUUUGCUUUUAUCUUGGACUUUGCACCUCUUGGUAUUUCGCCCUAAAUUAUGCCCAACAUGUUUACAGACCCAAGCUUUUAAUGUCAUUUAGUCUGUGAGGCAGCGUGAGGGUCAUGUGAAGGCGGAAGCGUCACGUCCACCUACAUACGUCUGAGAAGGAACUGCAAGCGGGCACAGCAGGUGGCCCCGGGUAACGGAUGAAUGUCCAUUAAAGUGGAUCGUAAUACUUAGCUUGCUGCUUCUGAUUGACCUCCAAAAAAAUCCCAAAAUAUUACCUCACCCUCCAUGUGCUGUAGACACUUCCUGUGCUUGACCUUAUUUAUUGGUAAUGUCAGUUAAUGUGUUGAAUGAUACUUUCCAGUUCUGAGUUCACCCCAUACAAAUAUAUGAAACUGCAAGGCAUUAUAAAGAAACUGCAGUGAGCGUAACAAUAACUUGUUUAUCAGAUGCCAGAAAUAAAUCACUGUAUUAAGGUUCUUAGGACGAUGCCAACAACAUUGAAAAGAAAUAAAAAUAUUACUAAUGACUCACCAUAUAAAAUUUUCAAUUGUAAAAUUUUUGAUUUGACCUGUUUUUAUAUGGUUCUGCACAGCGCUCGGAUGGCUUUUCUGUGCUUUCCCCCCAGUGCCUUUAGAGCAGGGUACUCGGCUUGCGGGUCUUUGUUGGCGCUGGGGAGAUUGUGCUGCACUGUUAUCUUACGGACGGUGGUGUGGCUCUUUGGCCAUGAAAGGUUCCCUUUGGCUGGCACUAGUCGCUCUACAUUAGAUCACAUUAGAUCACAGUAGUUGGCAGAAUGCAUUACUGUGUUCUGUCAGGCCAAUUAAGGAGUGCUGAUUGAGCUCCCCGAGGCAACACGCCACCUCUCCCACAUCUGGGAGGUGUAGAGGCGCUGUGAGAUCCCUCUUUCAGCUUCCUAGUUACCCUCUGCCACUCCCUCCUCUCCAUGUCUGCUCAGAAGCCAGCCCGGAAAGUCGAAGUGCCCGGGGCCUCGUACCGAGGAGCAGAUGAUAGGUGAACGUGACACAGGUAGUCUGUCCUCUCUCGCUCUGCUCGCCGAGGCACAGCUUCUCAGCAAGGGCCGCCUUCUUCCUCAGCCAGCUGUUCCCAAGGGCCAGGCGGAUCCCACACAAUGUCCUCUCACUUUUUUCUCCAGGCAGGCUUGGGGAACCUCUCUCUGACUGACAGCACAUUGAUCACCUUUACUGUUUUAUCGGGGGACCUGCCAAAGAAGGGAGAAACCUUUGUCAGGUUCACACACACUGAACAAAAAAUGUCAAUUGAGUCAUGUUGGGAUUGGGAUUUUGUUUGGAUAGACUGAAAUUUCGCGUCACUUUUCAGCAAUGCUGCCUUUCUUGAUGGUGUAUGGCAAGUUAACAACACCUGCUCUUUUGGACUGGGUUUGGUGUAGGUGGUGGAUUUAAUCAUCUAGGUGAGUCUGGUUCUUGGCUGACUACCAUAAAUGUAAAUUGCAAAAAACUUUUAAGAAAAACAAAGUGUAGAAGUGAACCAGUGAUCUUUUGGAACCUGCUUCUUCAUUCCUGCCUCUUUCCUCUGCUGUGGUGACAGUGUGUUUUGGGCUGAGAGGCUGAGGUUUCAAAGGGGAGUAUUAACUGCUGCACUGCGUGGCGGAACUCUAGCGGAGAAGCUGCAGAUCUGCCGUUAGACCUUCUCCCAGGGCACCCUGCUCUCAAACUUCACUUCCUAGCUAUUUCUUGCAUUUUUUUUUAUUAUUAUUAUUAUUUUAUAGAGAGGCAUAAACUCUGUUGUAUGCAAAACCCAUAUUUUUAUAUGUUAAUAAAAACAAAUAAUAAUGGUC
Brienomyrus brachyistius is the source of this 4375-nucleotide messenger RNA. Its product is annotated as carcinoembryonic antigen-related cell adhesion molecule 20-like. The coding region runs from base 96 to 1736 and encodes 546 amino acids. The record is from RefSeq and is a predicted model, not a curated record. Lineage: Eukaryota; Metazoa; Chordata; Actinopteri; Osteoglossiformes; Mormyridae. The transcript has 10 exons.